GAUCGUUUGUCAAUUGAAAUUCAACAACCAGACAUACUACAACAUGAACUGCCUUAAGAUCUGCGGCUUUGUUUUUGCUCUUAUUGCUGCUUUGGCUAGCGCAAGUGCUUCCACACAGGUGAUACAUGCCAACGGUCAUACAUUAGUACAAACUGCCAAUGGACAAUAUAUACGCAAAAACUAAAUCUGUACUCAAAACAUGUUAAUAAAAUAACUUUAAAUAGCA
This is a messenger RNA of Drosophila busckii, 226 nucleotides long. RefSeq names its product immune-induced peptide 14. The record is from RefSeq and is a predicted model, not a curated record. Bases 44 to 184 code for a protein of 46 amino acids. NCBI's taxonomy places the organism in Eukaryota, Metazoa, Arthropoda, Insecta, Diptera, Drosophilidae. The transcript is spliced from 2 exons.